Messenger RNA from Stylophora pistillata, 1803 nucleotides. Its product is annotated as golgin-45. The record is from RefSeq and is a predicted model, not a curated record. NCBI's taxonomy places the organism in Eukaryota, Metazoa, Cnidaria, Anthozoa, Scleractinia, Pocilloporidae. Gene Ontology annotation, biological process: Golgi organization; Golgi to plasma membrane protein transport. Gene Ontology annotation, cellular component: Golgi membrane.
GUUCUGGGACAUUUCAAACAACAUGGCGGACGUUUGGUGUGGUUUCGGUUAGAAAGUUUUGUACUCAUUUGAGGGGUAUUGUAUCAGGCUCAAUUGAUACAAAUAACCCUAGAAUUAUCAGCUGGAUUUUUCUUUAAUUAAACCCGGAUCUUUUCUUAUUCCGGAAAUGGUGUCAUCCUACGAUUUGCGUAAUUUUUCACCAUUCACGUGAUUGAGCUGUAACUUCCACGUUGUCAGCUUUCUUCAGCUUCUGAACCCGUUCAUCAUACGUGCAGUUCUGAUUGGCACUUGCCCAGCUGUUAAAGGUUGAUCUUAAAGAAAAUAUGGCGACUCUAUCUGAACCUGUUCCUUUAGAAAUGGAACGGAUUUCCUUGCACAGACAUGGAAAGGAUGCUGAAAAUGUUUUGGUGGAUUUUAGUAGGUUACCGAGAUCCAGUGGAGAUGGAAUGGAAUUUUCAUCAAGCAAUUCCAGCAAUGACAGUUUCUCAGAGGAUAGUGAAGAAAGUGACUUGACUCAAAAAGCAAAUAACAUUUUAUUGUCUUCAACUGUGAAAAGGAACAAUGCUGGAAAGAAAAUUGUAAAUGGAUCUGCUCAAAUAACAACUGGCAUGCUGGUAAAUAGCUCAGGAACAAAAUACAGAGAUGAAAAUGAAAUUUUCACAAUGAAGGAAAUGGGAACAUCAACUGGUCACCCAAAUUUAGUUGAGUCCACACAAUUACAGAUGAGAAGAAAAGAUGUCUCUAGAACAGAAAGAGUACAAUUAGAAGAGGAUGGUCCUAUUCAGUCAGUGCAAAGACAGAACUCGACGAAUCUUCUACUCCAAGGACCAGAGUUUCUGCGAUUAAACAAUCAGUUGGGCCUAUCUUGCACUGCUACUGAUCAGCUUGUCUCUUUGGCUCCUCCUGCGGUGGAUCUAAGUUUCGGAGAUGGUCUUUUGAAAUCCACUGUGGUGGAACAAACAGCUGAGUUUGUGGACAGCCAGAAAGUCAUCAGUGAUCUUCAGGAACAGAAUGCAAAGCUUGUUGAAGAGAAGACAAAACUCUCUGUGCAGCUUGGUGUCCAGGCAAAGGUUAAUGCAGAAAUUAAGAGGUUGCUAGUGGCAUCAGUGGGAGAAGAUGUUGGUGAAAGGUUGGAAGACUUAGUGAACAGAAAUGUGCAGCAAACUGUGGAGCUCAAUCACUGGAAAAAGAUAUGUGAGGAAUAUUCAGAGGAAUCUGACAGAUUAGAGAUUGAGUGUGAUGUCUGGAGGACAAAAUUCCUGGCAAGCAGGCUCAAAAGUACAAGUGGCAUUCAUCAGGGCCCCUUCACUUCAUCUCAAACCUCAAACGAUCAAAGCAUCUUAGAAAUGGCUUCCACAAACAAGUCCUUAGCUGAACAGACCUUAGGUGUAGCGCAAAAUGUUUUACCAGCCUUCUCAUUAGCAGAAACAUCAUUUAUGUUGACUCGUGAGCCACAGGAAACUGGGACUGAACAACAGGUUGAGCCAACAUCUGCUGAAAAACUGGCUUUACAGGUUUUGUCUAGUGAUGUCAAUCUCCAGGCAGAGGAGCAACAGCUAAAAGGUGUCAUGAGAAGAAUGGCGCAGCAGUACAUGGGACAUGAUUAUCAAAGCCGAUUUUCAACCAGGAACUUCAGAGUAACCUUUGACUGUUGUAAUCGAUGUAUGGGAACACUUCAAGUGGUUUAACCCUAAGAAUGUUUGAAGACUUUUUUUGGGGAGAGAGGGGUUGGUGAUGGAUGCUUAAAUUAGUUUUAAACUGAGGAAUUGUGGGAAUUAAAAAUAAAGGAUAAAUUUAACCACA